This is a messenger RNA of Nothobranchius furzeri (turquoise killifish), 3058 nucleotides long. RefSeq names its product RasGEF domain family, member 1Ba (gene rasgef1ba). Gene Ontology annotation, biological process: positive regulation of GTPase activity; Ras protein signal transduction. The record is from RefSeq and is a predicted model, not a curated record. Gene Ontology annotation, cellular component: plasma membrane. NCBI's taxonomy places the organism in Eukaryota, Metazoa, Chordata, Actinopteri, Cyprinodontiformes, Nothobranchiidae. Gene Ontology annotation, molecular function: guanyl-nucleotide exchange factor activity.
CGGGAGGAGCUCAGAAAGACAGCAGACUGACAGCAAACCGGAGCGGCUCCAGUUUUCUCCUCUCUGGUUCCUGGUGCUGAGCUAAAACCUUUUUUUAUCUUAAUAAGCUAAGAGUGUGGUGUGGGCGGAUUCGCGGAGCGGGUGGCAGCUUUCGGGUUUAUUCACAUGAAAAACAAACAUCCAAGCCCUGGAAGUGGAGUCCUGAGGAGCCUUUAUCCAUCCGGACCUUGUGUUGAGGACAACAUGCCGCAGACUCCACCUUUCCCAGGCCAGCUCAACACGGGCGGCUUCAACAACAACGUGUACCCGAGCACCACGGAGAGCUCCCCAGGCCUGUACUAUCAGGACAACAACCUGGUGUCCGGGUCCCUGGAGGCCCUCAUCCACCACCUGGUUCCCACCGUGGACUAUUAUCCAGAUAGGACGUACAUCUUCACCUUCCUACUCAGUUCUCGUCUCUUCAUCCAUCCGUAUGAGCUCAUGUCUAAGGUGCACCACCUGUGCACAGAACAACAGCGACUUGGCGACCCUCAAGCUGACAAGCUGAGACUGAAAAAGAUCACUCCAAAGAUCCUCCAGCUGCUGACGGAGUGGACGGAGACCUUCCCAUAUGACUUCAGGGAUGAGAGGAUGAUGCGCAGCCUGAAGGAGCUGACCCAGCGGCUCACCGGUUGGGACGAGGUGCACAAGAAGGCCAUCAGCCAGAUGAGCCAGGGCCUGAUCCGGAGGCUGACUGUGCUCAGCCAGUUCGAGGAGGCGCUGGUGAAGAUCAACGCCACAGCCACGGAGCGGCUCACGGCUCUGAAGGCCAAACCUCAGGCAGCGACCCAAAGGGACCUGCUGUCCAUCUGCAACGACCCCUUCACUGUCGCCCAGCAGCUCACCCACAUAGAGCUGGAGCGGCUGAGCUAUAUUGGGCCUGAGGAAUUUGUUCAAGCCUUCGUCCACAAAGACCCUCUGGACAACGAGAAGAACUGCUUCAGUGAUCACAAGAAGGCCAACAACCUGGGAGCUUACGUUGACUGGUUCAACAGACUCAGCUAUCUGGUGGCUACAGAGAUCUGCAUGCCUGUGAAGAAGAAGCAUCGAGCUCGAGUCAUGGACUUCUUCAUCGACGUGGCGCGAGAAUGCUUCAACAUUGGCAAUUUUAACUCCCUCAUGGCCAUCAUCUCUGGGAUGAACAUGAGUCCCGUAUCCCGGCUCAGGAAAACCUGGAAUAAAGUCAAAACGGCCAAGUUUGACAUCUUAGAGCACCAGAUGGAUCCUUCCAGCAACUUCUACAACUACAGGACCGCGCUGAGAGGAGCGAUGCAGAGAUCCCUCACAGCCAACAGCAGCAGAGAGAAGAUCGUCGUCCCGUUCUUCAGCCUGCUCAUCAAAGACAUUUACUUUCUUAAUGAGGGGUGUUCCAGCCGCCUGCCCAACGGCCAUGUCAACUUUGAGAAAUUCUGGGAACUGGCCAAACAGGUGAGCGACUUCAUGACCUGGAAGCAGGUGGAGUGUCCGUUUGAGAAGGACCGUAAGAUCCUGCAGUACCUGCUGACCGCUCCAGUGUUCACUGAAGAUGCUCUGUAUCUGGCGUCGUACGAGAGCGAAGGUCCUGAGAAUAACACGGAGAAGGACAGAUGCAAGUCUCUGAGAUCCACUCUGCUGAGCAGAGUCUGAUGCUCGGAGGAAACCUGAAUGACGAAUCGGCGUUCCCAGUCGACGCUGCUGUUGUCCGAACUGAGUAUUCCCGUGUUGGAAGGGAAACCGCAAUCUCUAAGUGUGACUGGGAGGACCUCCAGAACUGAACCCCGCCUUCCUCCUGCUGUGUAUUUGAGGACUGCUGUUUUUCACCUCUUUGUAUGACUGCAGUCCUUUUGUUAAAGCCUCCACAGCCCUGGGGGUCGAACGGCGGUUCGGCCCUGAUGUUGGAGCUUGUUUCUCCUCUUUGUUUUCAUACUUUUUAAUUCCACUAAAAUAGCUGAAAGUUAGCUGCUGGCUGGCUAACGCGGCAUCGAUGCUGAACUCUCUGGUUCCACAUGCCAGCAUUUCUACGGAGAACCGUCACCUGCAACACUGUUAUCCUGUUUCUGCCUUUGUCCCGUCGUCGUGUUUGGAGUUUGUCACGAGUCCGAAGCGUUGGCUGUGAUGAGUGUGAGGAACGCAGUUUUUCAGAAGAGAACAUGAUUUUGGUUUCUUGAGGCUGGAAGCAUCACUUGUGUGAUUGGUGGCCUGUUGUGUGGUCAGUGUCUAGCUAACGGUCUGUGCUGCCCCCUGGUGGCCGAACCGGAGAAGUGAUGUGUUCUGAGUGAGUACUGUGAAGUCCCCCGCCCCCCAGGUUAAUUAACAGUUUUAUUUUUUAUAUUAUUGAGAAGUUAAUUUCCCUUCAGUUGUUUUAUUUAUAAAUCUGUGGUCGUGUUGUCCUGAUAUUACUAUUUAAUUUUGUACUUGCUGGUACGUAACACGUCUAAAUAAGAGUCCUUCUUGGUUGUUUGUCUAAAUAUUUUUAUACACGUUUGUUUGAGACUCAGAUUUUUCACGGUACCACGGUAUGGUGCGGCUGCACGCUCUGAAGUGAGGAGAGUCCCCCCCCCCCCACCUCCCCACCUAGUGGACACUUAUUUUGUGCAUUGUCUGAAGUCUGUUGCAUAUCUGUCUAAGGUGUUUUUUGCAUAGCAAAGCUGCCCUCUCUGUCGGGGGUAACUCUGAAGUGCCUUUUUUUCCCCUCCCCCUGACUCUUAUCGCCAUAUAAACCCUCUGGAUCUAUACGGUAGCGUUACUCGCGUUGCAAAUGACCACAGACACCAAUUCUUGUCGUGUGUCUAUGUAUGUAUGUAUGUCUGAUCUCAGAAUUGUGUGUACUGAAACUCUAAUUUCCCUCUGGGAUUAAUAAAGUAUUUUUGAAUUGAAUUGAAUUGAAUAAGAGACUGAACAUUGACACUUUUUCAUUAAUUGUGUUCACGUUUUAUUCCCUUCGUGUGUUUUUCUAUGUAUGUUUAAUGUUUAAAUGUAAUAGAGAAAGCGUUUAUAAAAUAUUUAGUUGUGCUCGAAUAAAAUUGUUUGAAUUUGUCAA